Molecule: messenger RNA, 948 nt
Organism: Gloeophyllum trabeum ATCC 11539
Lineage: Eukaryota; Fungi; Basidiomycota; Agaricomycetes; Gloeophyllales; Gloeophyllaceae
Exons: 5
Source: RefSeq, a predicted model, not a curated record
CCCGCCCCACCCACCCCCCAGCAGCGCCUUGACUUCGACUACAUCGCGCUUACCGCGGUAGUACUCGUCAGCUGGGAGAUCGCACUUCACCUCUGGCAGGACUUCAACUACUUGCGGACACCCCGGUGGUACAGGCGUCCAGUCAUUUGGGCCUAUUUCAUCCAGCGAUACGGCGCAUUUGCGGUAGUCAUCGCUGAAACCCUCAUACGCAUUGGCCACCCCAAGUCAUGUCACGCCGCCGGCCUGGUUGCGCUGACCGUUGGGGGAGUCGGCGUAUUGCCGUCCGUCUCCUUGAUUUACUUCUAUCGAGUGCUGGCGAUUUGGAAUAAGAACAAGACUGUCACUUACACACUUGCGUUCCUGUGGAUAGUACUGUUUGGCACGUCGCUCACCGCACCGUUUGCCCAAAGCGCGGGCAACCUCCCUACCGGAGGCUGCACGAUAACCCGGAGCGAGAAAUACACGCCUGCCUCCUUCAUUGCAAACGCCGUGUACGACGCGGUCGUCUUCAUCUUCACCAUCAUGAAACUGCUCGCCAACCGCCGCCAAUACAGCCAAUUCCGUUCGCCCAUGCAGACCCUCCUCCUGCGCGACGGUGUUCUCUACUUCUUCAUCUCCGUCGUUGUCGGCAUCAUCGACAUCGUCUUCCUCGAAGCCGUCCCGAACCCCGCCAUCGCGUCGAGCGUCAUACCCAUGCACAUUGCGCUCACGUCCAUCAUGACCACGCGCCUCGUGAACAACGUCUUCGUCAUCGCCACGCAGCCGACGAGCACGGGAUAUGAGCACCCGCCGACGUCGUUCUUGCACAUCGUCAGCGUGGGCAGCGGCGUCGGCACGGAGUCGUACCAGCUGAACGACGGCGACGACGACACGAAGGUCGCGAACGACGAUCUCGAGAGGGGUUACCGGCCGCCGCGCAAUCAGACCUAUGCGGUGCCCAUGCAGGUG